Messenger RNA from Danio rerio (zebrafish), 2797 nucleotides. The record is from RefSeq and is marked predicted. NCBI's taxonomy places the organism in Eukaryota, Metazoa, Chordata, Actinopteri, Cypriniformes, Danionidae.
AAGUGUGACAGACCAGUCAGGUAAUUCAGGAAGAGAUAUUCUACUUGAAGCAAUAGUAGCACAGCAUGAUGGCUGUUAAAAACGUCUUUCACAGUUUGGCUCAAGAUGGAGGUUUCUACAUUUGUCACAUUAAAAAGGCCUUCGUACUACUGCUCACAUUGGCAUUCUUGUUGUCUACAAUUGCUUAUAUGUCUGAUGUCUCUUUUGAGGACAUUAAGCUACCUCAUAAAUGGCUUUUUAAAGUCAUAAAUAAGACUCACGGGGUAUUUAAUCAAACUUUGGAUGACGGUAAAGACCGCUUAGCACCAUUGGCCAAGCAACAAAUUCAGCAAUGGGGCGCAGCUAUCUAUCAUGUGGCUCACCCAAGGAAUUAUGAUUUCAUGCUGGAUGAACCUGAUGUAUGCAAGGAGAAUCCAUUCCUGGUCUUGAUGGUUCCUGUUGCUCCCAAUCAGAUAGAUGCUCGAAACGCCAUCCGGAGCACAUGGGGGAAUGAAACCACAGUCCAGGGGAAAGCAGUGUUAACUCUGUUUUUGGUGGGUUUGAUUGUAGGAGCAGACUCUGAAAAAGCUCAACAGCAGCUGGAGGAAGAGAGCCGACAACACAGAGAUUUAAUCCAGAGCAACUUUGUGGACUCCUAUUUCAACCUGACCAUAAAGACCAUGGUGAUCAUGGGCUGGUUGGCCACUCGAUGCCCUCAAGCGAAUUACAGCAUGAAGAUCGAUUCAGACAUGUUCUUAAAUGUUGAUAACCUGGUGACUCUCCUAUCAGCUCCCAAUACACCCAGAGAAAACUACAUCACAGGAAUGGUGAUGUGGAACCGGCCUGUUGUCAGGAGCAAAGACUCAAAAUGGUACGUCUCAGAGGAGCUUUACCCCGAGCCAACAUACCCUACGUAUCUUCUGGGAAUGGGAUAUGUUUUCUCUAAUGAUCUGCCAUCAAAAAUAGUGGAGGCUUCCAAGUAUGUAAAGCCGUUUAACAUAGAAGACGCAUAUAUUGGCGCUUGCGUAAAACAUUUGGGUUAUGCACCCACAUCACCUCCAGACCCUUCUCAGUUUAGAGCCUAUUUGGGACAAUAUGUCCGAGAAGAUUUUUUCAGGGUCAUCACAACAAUCCUCGGAUCCCCACAACAGCUAAUAGACAUCUGGAAGGAUAUACACAGGCCCACAUAACAAAAGGAAACGCCAUGAACUAUUGUGGAUUUACGCUUAAGACAUUAUUAACGCUCAAGAUAUGAGACAUGAUUGAGCUGCAAGCGUGUGGACCUCUUGUUUUGAUGGAGUGAGAUGAUCCUCCGAGGAGGCUUUUACAGGAUUUACUUUUGAAUUUUGGUUUCAGAGGGAUACAGGUUGUUAGAAGCAGCAUUAACUGUUAUGACGUGAUUAAAGUCAUUAAAAAGCAGCAUAGAGAAACACCAAGUGAUGGUCUGUCUACAGAAUGACAGUCUAGCAAUAUGACAACAGCAUGUAUUUACCUAAUGCGACUUUUGGUUACAUAGUUUGCAUGUUCUCCCUGCGUUCGCGUGGGUUUUCUCCGGGUGCUCCAGUUUUCGCCCACAGUCCAAAGACAUGCCAUACAGGUGAAUUGGGUAGACUAAAUUGUCCGUGAGUGUGUAUGGAUAUUUCCCAUCGAUGGGUUGCAGCUGGAAGGGCAUCCGCUAUGUAAAACAUAUGCUGGAUAAGUUGGUGGUUCAUUCUGCUAUGGUGACCCCAGAUUAAUAAAGGGACUAAGCCAAAACGAAAAUGAAUGAUUGAUGAACUUUUGGUUCACAUGUUCUUUAACUACUAUGUACAUGCAUCAAAAAGAUUAUUUGCUAGAUAGAACUCAAACACAGAACGUUCCCCUAAUUUUUUCAUAUGGUUCCAGUUUGGUUAUUUUUUUGGAAACCAUCUAAGAAUGCGUUGGGAAUGUGCUUUGUAUGUUCUGGGAACCUUCCCAGAAUAAAGCAGUAGCAGUUUAUGUUUAAAGCUAAUUUAAUUAAGAAUGUUCUAAGAAUGUUCUUUAAACCUAGAGGGAACAUUCUAUUAAGGUUUAAAAAAUAUUUUAAAAGAGAAGCAACAUUUAUUGGUUGGAAAUGCUGUUAUGUUAAUAUUUUAUUGCUAAACACCUCCACUGCUAUUCAGGUGAAGUUUAGGAAAUGCUUUAUUUCUAUGGGUUUUCUAUUACAUAUCUACGUACAUUAGAAGUGGAUUGUAUCACAUUAUUUAAUUUAUAUAUUUAUAUUAAUAUUGCAUCAUAGUUAACAACAUUAAAAAUCAAGUGGGUCCCAAUUAAAAUAUAUGCAGUGUUAUAUUUUUAUAAUUAUACAUACACUAUUAACAAUUUCCUGCAGAAUCUACAGUAACUCACUGUAAAUUAAUUACAACUAAAAUACUAUACAUCACCUGACAGUAGUCUUGUCGCCUAUCCAAGCUUUAGGUUUUAGGAUCAUUUGGUAUCAGAAGUGGCUUGUAUGAAAGACAAAGGCCUCUAGAUUACGCCUAUUUUUCCUAAAUAAAAUAUGAUCAUGUCUUGAUUUUCUAAUUACUUAAUUAGCACAGUAAGGUCUGACUUUGCUGAGACAAAAGUCUUGUCACUAAACAGUAUUAAUGUACAGUAUAGAAUAUAAAGUCAUGGUGCAGUGGAAACAGAAUUAAUAUUGAGUAUGACACCCAUGAGCUUGGAGGACUGCAUCCAUACAUAUCUGCAAUGACUCAAAUCACUUAUUAAUAGUCCUCUGGAAUGGCAAAGAAAGUGUUCUUGCAGAACUCCUAGAGGAGUUCAUUUUCAACUCCUUAGGAUUCAGUUUCAAUUUCUCCUC